AAAGGGGCCGAGCUUCCCACAAAACAGGGGCUGUGUGCGAGGAGAAAGUGGCUCAGUGCGGGGAAAUCCAGCCUAGGGGGCACUUCCGAGCAAGCGGGGAGAGCGCAAGGGCCGGGCGGCGAGAGACAAAGAGAAGGGAGGACAUGAGCGAAGGCAGAGGGGGAGAACAGGGGAUCAGCUGAGUUAAAUCACGCAAGAAAAGCUCUUUCCCCCCGCCGGCUCAGCCCUAAGAAGCGCAGGGAGAGAUUCACACAUACACCCCCACAGCCCCCCCUGCCUCUUUGGGCAAGAAGACAAAGGAGCGGCCCCAUGGGGAAAGGGGGUGAGAAAGGAGGGGAGUCGGGGGAGCCGGAGGCGCAGAUCCGCUUCUACACCUGGGAGGAGAUCCAGAAGCACAACCUGAGGACGGACAAGUGGCUGGUGAUAGAGCGAAAGGUUUAUAAUGUCACCAAGUGGGCAAACAGACACCCGGGGGGUCACCGAGUGAUCAGCCACUGCGCCGGCGAAGAUGCCACGGAUGCAUUCCAGGCCUUCCACAUCAAUCCCACCUUGGUGCAAAAGUUUCUCAAGCCGUUACUUAUUGGAGAGCUUGCUCCAGGCGAACCUAGCCAGGACCGAGAUAAAAACUCCCAACUGGUGGAGGAUUUCCGGACCCUGAGGAAGACAGCAGAGGACAUGAACUUAUUCAGAGCAAAUCCUUUGUUCUUCUCUCUUUACUUGGGCCAUAUUAUUGCAAUGGAAGUUUUGGCUUGGUUAAUGGUUUCAUACUUCGGUACUGGCUGGAUCACAACUCUCAUCCUCGCUUGCAUCCUUACAACUUCCCAGGCCCAGGCAGGGUGGCUGCAGCAUGAUUUUGGACACCUCUCUGUCUUUAAGAAGUCUUCCUGGAACCACAUUGUCCACAAGUUUAUCAUUGGACACCUGAAGGGUGCCUCUGCAAACUGGUGGAACCAUCGUCACUUCCAACACCAUGCCAAGCCCAACAUAUUCAAGAAGGACCCAGACGUGAACAUGCUGCAUAUUUUUGUCCUCGGAGAUACGCAGCCUGUUGAGUAUGGCAAGAAGAAGCUGAAGUACCUACCUUACAAUCACCAGCAUGAGUACUUCUUUCUCAUCUUCCCGCCUCUGCUCAUCCCUGUGUAUUUCCAAAUCCAAAUCAUCUCGACCAUGAUCAGGCGCAGGUUCUGGGCGGACCUAGCCUGGGCCAUCAGCUACUACCUGCGCUACUUCAUCACAUACACCCCAUUCUACGGCGUCCUGGGAUCCCUGUCUCUCCUCACUUUUGUCAGGUUUCUGGAGAGUCACUGGUUUGUGUGGGUCACCCAGAUGAAUCACAUUCCAAUGGAAAUUGAUUGUGAGAAGCACAGAGACUGGCUUAGCUCUCAGGUAGCAGCUACCUGCAAUAUCGAGCAGUCCUUUUUCAAUGACUGGUUCACCGGGCACCUGAAUUUUCAAAUCGAGCACCACCUGUUUCCAACAAUGCCACGGCACAAUUUCUGGAAGGUGAAACCUUUGGUGAAGUCGUUAUGUGCCAAGUAUGGAGUCCAAUACGAAGAGAAGCCUCUUGGAAAAGCAUUUGUAGACAUCAUUGGGUCCCUAAAGAAAUCUGGAGCUCUAUGGCUGGAUGCUUACCUCCAUAAGUGAACAUGAAUCUUAAUGGGGAGGUGUGAGUGACUGGGAGGGAUGGGAGGGUGCGCGGGGGGGGAAAAAAAUCACACACGUGUCUUUUACUCUCAGAUUUCAGUCUAUGUCUACAUGCACAGUUGGAAGGGAGUUUCCCGUCUUGUCAGCUGCUACCGGUACGGGCUCAGGCAACCUGUUUAAUCAGACAAAUCUAAAAUGUGCUUCAGAGAAUGAAAAGCAAUGCCAGUAUUGCACAAAAUGGAAGGUCGGGAGAGGAUGGAGAGGAGGAGUGUUUAAAAAAAGAGCAUUAAUAUCCAACCUUGACCUUUUCUUCACAAGAUUCCAGUUCUACCUAAACCACACAAUCCCCUGAUUCAUAGACACAUAAAAGUUGUUAGGUUUCAGUGAGUAUUUGCAAUCCAAGGACACCCCAGUCCAUUUAUGCCUCUUUCUCCUUUCCCACGUUUGUGUUAAAGAGCUCAGCAGAGAGUUUAAUUUUGUUAUCAAUGAAAAAAUAAGGCAGUCUGUGAUGCCCAUCACAACAGUGAGCUCAGGUGGGCAGUGAUGCCCACAGGGACCGGCAGCUGCUGUACCGAGAUGGGGCUUUCAGCCCUGCCCAGACCCUCCUUUCUCUCCCUCCUUUCUUUCUUUAAUCAUAGCAUCACUUUAGUAAAAGCUGUGAUACUGAUCCUGCACAACUAAUGUCUAACCACCUCUCAGCAGGGUUAAUAUAGCUGUAUUUUUAUGACCAGCCCCUAUUUCCAGGGGUCUGUGGAAGAUCUCUGGGCUUAAACAGCAAUACGUCUCCUUUAGGAGAGGGCCUGUUUUCUCUUUAAUGAGCAACAGGUCUGGCACAGCAUUAUGGUUGUCAGUAAUUUACACAAAAGACCAAAAUAAGUCACAUAAGCAAAACGCACUAAUUGCUCCCAAGUGCUCCAGUGUCACCACAAAUGGCCUUUUCACCAGAGCAGUUAGGCCACGUGCUGCAGAAACGCACGGUCCUGCCUGUCUGCACAUGGCUGGCAGAAACCAAGCUGGUUUCUGCUGAUCAGAGGCCAGGAGCCAUGGUGCUAUUUACCCUUCUCUUGGGAACAAUCAGCAAAGAAAAUGAGUUCUCCCUGCAAAAGCAGGAGCUGCCCAACCAUUCGACCUGGCGCCCCCAGUCCUUCAGGGAGACAGCUGAAAACACCAGCCUGUGCUGGAGAUACUAAACCUUCGGGAGAACGCUCUUACAAGUUGUCUAAAACUCUGUAUUCUGCCCAACACCCAAUUACCAAAAUCCAUUAAGGGCUUAUCAGGAGAUAUGGUUGAACAGCUUCCAGUUGCUUCUCUAACAGGCAACCUGAUCCCAAGUAAAUCAAGGGCUUCAGAUUCAGUUGUAACACAAGAGAAGAGACGUACCCUUUAGUUUAUGAUCAAGGACCGUGGUUUCAAAAGCAGUCUCCAGUUCCAGCAGCUGUCUCGUUGCUCACUCGAAGCACACGAUAGGGGUACUCUCGUUAUUAGGCAAUGAUUUUGCACGCCUCAUUACUCAGCUCUGAAACUGGAUCUUCUCUAUCAAAUCCUUGAAUGAUAACAGAAGUCCCGCAAACUCAGCAAGGCGCUUCCUGAACAAAGACAACCCCAAGACUGGCCAGCCACUUCAACAAAUGCAUUUAUUCCCCCACCCCACCCUCUUUAGCAAAGAAGACAAGAUUAUAUCCUUGCUUACAGAUGAGAAAUUCAUAAGCAGGACUGCAACUUAAACUAGGUAAUAAUACUUAAGGUUUGCAAAGGGCUUAUGCUGGUGUUCUUGCCCACCCCUAAGCUGGCAAUACCAGAGUAUCACUAGGAACGGUAGUAUGAAAAGCUACUGUCUCCAGUGUGUCUGAAGCUCAAACAGGCUUUGAGCAAGUUUUCUAGUUGAUGUCUAAUAGCACAAACAAUAAAGUCCUUCUGGAUGCUGUAAUUUCCCAGACAGGUAGUAACGAGCUAGCCUAGAACUGUGACUAACAUUAAGACUGUCUUACUAUGUGCAUCUCUUCCUGACUCCUUGAAUGUAUCUCACUGGCUCUGCUCCAGCAAGGAUGACCGCAAGCACACAGUAGCAUCAGCAGUGCAAUCUUUUAAACAUCCAGCUUAUUUUUCUGACAGUUCAUAUUCUUUCAGCCCCCUCCCAGUUCUUAUUUCCAGAGCAAAUAUCUUCUCAAUACAGGUACCUCUUCCUGCUUAAUGCUGUCCCCUCUUCUCUCUCUUAUCUUUCUUCUUCGGAAACUGCUUUUUAACACCUAGAGAAACUACAGAAAACUGGUAGCUCAGCCUAGGUAAACAGUCCUGCUUUAGCAGCUUGGCUUCUUCUUUGCCACUGACGAGUCUAGUGGAAGGACUGGUUUUCUACUAAAAAUCCGAAGUACUGCCAACAAAACAGCCUAACGGUGCCCGGGAGACAGCAGCUACUACUGAUGAUGGCUGAAAGAACUUGAAACAUUCAAGGAGAACAACUAUGCUGCAACACUCUCAGAAGAAAAGGCCUGCUUUUAGGGAAAUGGGCAUUUUUUUUUUCUCAAAACCUUAGCACAAAAUACCCAAGGGAAGAAAGAGGGAACAGGAGAGAUCUUAACUCUUCCCCAGCUACCUGCUGCUUUCAGACUCUUGAAAAAUUCCCUUUUCAUGAAAAAUGUUCAGUUGCUGCAAUGUAGAAAUAAAAACUGUGCAAUGUUAUAGUCA
Messenger RNA from Athene cunicularia (burrowing owl), 4329 nucleotides. Its product is annotated as fatty acid desaturase 2-like. The transcript has 12 exons. Lineage: Eukaryota; Metazoa; Chordata; Aves; Strigiformes; Strigidae. Gene Ontology annotation, cellular component: membrane. The record is from RefSeq and is a predicted model, not a curated record. Gene Ontology annotation, biological process: lipid metabolic process. Gene Ontology annotation, molecular function: oxidoreductase activity, acting on paired donors, with oxidation of a pair of donors resulting in the reduction of molecular oxygen to two molecules of water. The coding region runs from base 310 to 1644 and encodes 444 amino acids.